AUGGUUCUGGCAGUUCAGUCCAUGACAGAUUGGACAAAGGAAAGGGACCUGGAUAAGGAACAGGACCAGGAUCAGGGGCGCUUGUGGUCCUGGAGCCUCAGGCAGCUACACCACAGCCAGAGCAAGAGCUGGAGUCAGGGCCGGUGCUGGGAGCCAAGCUUGGGCUCAGACUCUGAUGAUGAGAGACAGAUGAAAAAGAAGAAAAGAAGCCACAGCCAGGACCAGCACCGUAAGGACCAGAGGGAACAGUGCUCAUGGUCCUGGGGCUGGUCCUGCAGCUCCAGCCUGGAGCGCAGGCAGGACAUGGCAGCACGGAGCCAGGAGUGGCACCACAGGAGGGAUGGAUCCAAGUCCUCUGUGUCCUCCAUCAGCUCCCCCGCUCCACCAUGCCCCCAAGAGGAACUGGGACAGCAGCUGAGCCUGAGGGAAGAAGAGAAGAAGCAAGCAGCUAUGCUGAAGGCCUUGGAGACACCCAAGGAGAAGCGAGCACAAAAGUUGGCCAAGAAGGAAGCCAAGGAGAGAAAGAAACGGGAGAAGGUGGGCUGGAAUAAGGAGUACAUGGGCUUCACCAACACUGGCAAUCCUUUUGGGGACAAUAACCUGCUGAGCACAUUCAUCUGGAUCACGGCCCUGGAAAAGAAAGAGAUCAGCCAUCUGAAUGAGAAGGACCUGAAGAAGAGGAUCAAGCGAAUCCAGGAGGACAAUCACCUGGAGCUGCAAAAGGUGAAGCAGAUGCGCCGGGAGUGGGAAAAAGCCAUGAGGGAGCAGGAGGUGAAGAUGCUGCAGCGGGAGAAAGAGGCAGAGCACUUCAAAACCUGGGAAGAGCAGGAGGACAACUUCCACUUGCAGCAGGACAAGCUGCGGUCUAAGAUCUGGAUUCAGGAUGGGAAGGCAAAACCCAUGGAUCUUCUGGCCAAGUACAUCAGCGCAGACAACGAUCACCUGGCUGUGGAGAUGCACGAGCCCUACACCUUCCUAAACGGCUUGACCAUCUCUGACAUGAAGGACCUGGUGGAAGACAUCCUGGUGUACAUGGAGCUGGAGCAAGGGAAGAACAUGGACUUCUGGAGGGACAUGACCAUCAUCACAGAGGAUGAGAUAGCCAAGCUGGAGACCUUUAGGAAAGGUGGACCAGGGGAGCGUCGUGAUGGUGUCAACGCCUCACUCAGCUCAGAUGUGCAGUCCGUCUUCAAGGGGAAGACCUACAACCAGCUGCAAGCUCUAUACCAGGGCAUCGAGAGCAAGAUCCAGGCAGGAGGGCCCAACCUGGACACUGGGUACUGGGAGAACCUUCUGCAGCAGCUGAAGCCUUACAUGGCUCUGGCCAGGUUACAGGAGCGGCACCAAGACAUGCUGAGUCAGAAGCUCUACAAGCUGAAGCAAGAGCAGGGUGUGGAGUGUGAACCACUCUUGCCCAUCAUCAAGCAGGAGCCGGCUUCCCCCAGCAACAGGCUGGAGCCUGAGGAGAGUCUUGAGGCACAGCCAAGGCCAUCCUCAGAGCCAGAGCAGGACACAGAGGCCAAGGGAGAGGCAUAUGGGGAGGCUGUGCUGAUGGAGGAGGAUCUGCUCCAGCAGAGCCUGGAUGACUAUGAUGUGGGCAAGUACAGCCCCCGGCUGCUGGGCCCCAAUGAGCUGCCCUGCAAUGCCCAUGUCCCGGAGGCCGAGGAGGACACACACCAGCUGCUACUCCUGCGCCAGCAGCUCCAGGUGACAGAUAACACUUCCAAGAAUACCCACAACAUCUUCGUCCAUAAGGCUGAGGAGGGCAUGGGAGCAGACAAGGCUCAGUUCAGUGUGGAGAUGCCACUCACAGGCAAGGCCUAUGUGUGGGCUGACAAGCACCAGCCAUGCAAGCCCUGCUUCUUCAACCGUGUGCAAGGCUUCGAGUGGAACAAGUACAACCAGACCCACUACGACAUCGACAACCCCCCACCCAAGAAUGUGCAGAGCCAUAAGUUCAACAACUUCUACCCCGACCUCAUUGACAAGAGUUCAGUGCCUGAGUACUUCCUGGAGGCCUGCCAGGACAGCAAGGACUUUGCCAUCCUGCGCUUCCAUGCUGGGCCACCCUAUGAGGACAUCACCUUCAAGAUUGUCAGCAGAGAGUGGGAGUAUUCCCAGCGCCACAGCUUCUGCUGCCCGUUUGCCAGCGGCAUCUUCCACCUCCGGUUCCACUUCAGGCAGUACCGGUACCACCGGUGA
This is a messenger RNA of Haemorhous mexicanus (house finch), 2202 nucleotides long. Its product is annotated as splicing factor Cactin-like. Lineage: Eukaryota; Metazoa; Chordata; Aves; Passeriformes; Fringillidae. Gene Ontology annotation, cellular component: cytoplasm; spliceosomal complex. Gene Ontology annotation, biological process: negative regulation of innate immune response; mRNA cis splicing, via spliceosome. The record is from RefSeq and is a predicted model, not a curated record. Gene Ontology annotation, molecular function: protein binding.